AUCAGAUCAGGCAUGGGGAAUGGUCUGAAAAAUAAAUGGGCCUACAUAUUGGCAAUUUGGGCCCAAAUGAUAUUAUUUUCAACGCGUGCUGAAGCAACAGUAUCUGCGGAGGAAGGAAGGAAGUAGGUUGGCUGGGGAAGAAUGGGGAGUUGCGGCCGGAGCAGUCUGAGCUUCUUUAUAGCUUCAAGACCGUUUCAUCUCCGGCACCAGUCAAGUGACCGCCUCUUGCCUUCUCUUGGCUUAACUCAUCUCAACCUCAAGCGCAGGCUGUCUCUCUCCAUCACUUCAUUUUCCACCAAGAUUCUGUCUCCUCCUCCUCUCUCGGACAAGGACAAGAGAAGUAAUGCCCUGCCGCGUGGGGCAGGAGAAGGAGUUAAAGAAGAUGCGAGGAGUAAGCUUCUUCAAGUAGUCUUGGUCUCUCCUCAGAUUCCUGGAAACACAGGUUGCAUUGCAAGAACAUGUGCUGCUUCAGCUGUUGGACUGCAUUUAGUCGGGCCAUUAGGUUUUCAAGUGGAUGACGCCAAAGUAAAGCGAGCUGGUUUGGAUUAUUGGCCCUUUGUGGUUGUCAAAGCGCACAGCUCAUGGGCUGAGUUUCAAGAAUAUUUCAGGAAACAGGAGGGAGAGAAACGGAUGAUAGCUUUCACCAAAAGAGGAACAAAGAUACAUUCAGAAUUUUCUUACAGAAGAGGCGAUUACCUCCUGUUCGGGUCAGAGACAAGCGGUCUACCUCCUGAAGCGCUGUCAGACUGCAAAAGCGAGUUAUAUGGAGGUGGGACCAUACGUAUACCGAUGGUGGAAACGUAUGUGAGAUGUUUGAAUCUGUCGGUGAGUGUUGGUGUUGCUGUGUAUGAAGCGUCUAGGCAACUUAACUAUGAGCAAAUAGAGUGUGCACCUGAAGGAGAUUCUGUGAAUGGUGAAGAACCAUUGUUUGCAGAUGAUAUUUUUGCAUGAUGUAUUGCCAAAAAAAAAAAAAAGAGGGACAACACAGAGGCAUGAUAGUCAUAGCCAUAGGUGAAUGGAACACCAUUGAGACUUCAUCUUCAAGAUAAAGACUACCUCUAUUUUGGUCAACUUUUUAGCUGAUUAUCCUUUUAUUAGAUCAAAUCCCAAGUGUGGGGGAUGAUAAAGUUUUUCCGUUACGAAUUUUAGAAAUAGAAGUAUCUUAUUCUAUUCUU
Messenger RNA from Brassica oleracea var. oleracea, 1175 nucleotides. Its product is annotated as putative tRNA (cytidine(34)-2'-O)-methyltransferase. Gene Ontology annotation, biological process: wobble position uridine ribose methylation; wobble position cytosine ribose methylation. The record is from RefSeq and is a predicted model, not a curated record. The coding region runs from base 142 to 951 and encodes 269 amino acids. Gene Ontology annotation, molecular function: RNA methyltransferase activity; RNA binding. The transcript has 6 exons. Lineage: Eukaryota; Viridiplantae; Streptophyta; Magnoliopsida; Brassicales; Brassicaceae.